UAACAAUAUAUAUUUUAUAUAAUCAAUAUAUAUUAGUUUUAUAGUUAAAUAUAAUAAUCAAAUACAACUAUAAGAAAAUAUUUUACAUUUCUAUCACAGUAUUAUAGAUUAGAAAAAUUAAAAAACAAAAUUUUAAUCAAAUGAGAGGUAAACAGUGACCUCAGAUUUGUCUCCUCCUGCCGUCCAGGAAAAUCUGAAGACGAAUCGGCACAUCAAUAUUGGUGGGGUAUAUACAGCAUUGUCCAGUCCUUGCUCCCUCAACAACAACAAUAUUGCCUUCACGACUAAAAGGAACAUGAAACAAUUUGUGAUUCGAGUGGUUAUACCUGUGAUAUUAGUAGUAUGUAUAUUUAUGUCACUUCCUCUGGUGUGCGGCCACGGACACAGCCACGACCACCAUGGCCAUAGUCAUGGAAAUGACGAACCUCCUGCUUUUAAGUGGAGUAAACAGGCGAAUGAACCGUACCACGAUGAAGAGCCUCACGCCCACCAUGACCCACACGCCCACCACGAGCCACACGCCCACCAUGACCCACACGCCCACCACGAGCCACACGCCCACCAGGACCCACACGCCCACCACGACCCACACGCCCACCACGACCCACACGCCCACCAAGAGCCUCCCACCCCCACGGGAGGUGCCCCUCAUAAUGUCAAAUUACCAAAAUCCAGCAUAUGGGUUGAGGCAAUUUGUGCAACUCUACUUAUUAGUAUAGCUCCAUACCUAAUUCUCUUCUUUAUACCUGUGACGAACCGCAAGGAACAUGAGCCUUAUCUUAAGAUCCUUCUUGCCUUUGCCUCGGGUGGCCUUCUCGGGGAUGCAUUUUUGCACCUGAUUCCUCAUGCACUUAUGGCGAAGGCUGCAGCAGGCAGUGGUGACCACUCACACUCACAUUCUCACUCUCAUUCUCAUUCUAACACCCACGAGGGCAGUGGUGAGGCUGAUCAUGGUCAUGACAUGAGCAUUGGGCUUGCUGUGUUGGGUGGCAUUAUCGCAUUCCUUGUUGUAGAGAAGUUUGUGCGGAUUUUCAAGGGAGGUCACUCGCACUCGCAUGCCAUUCCAGUGUUGCAGGAAGAAAAGUCUAAGAAGAACGCUGAAGAGAAAUCAAAUGGAGACAAGGAAAAGAAGAAUGACAAAAAGAAAAACUCUAAGCAUUUGACCAAAAAAAAUGAAGGGGAGAUUAAGGUUGCAGGAUACCUCAAUCUUGCAGCUGAUUUUGCCCACAACUUGACAGAUGGUCUUGCCAUUGGGGCCUCAUUUCUGGCUGGCAAGAGCAUUGGGGUAGUAACUACAGUUACUAUCUUUCUUCAUGAAAUACCUCAUGAAAUUGGAGACUUUGCUAUCCUUCUGCAGUCUGGAUGUACCCGAAAAAAGGCCAUGAUGCUACAGUUGCUUACAGCUGUUGGAGCUUUAACAGGAACCAUAAUUUCCUUGUUAGCUGAGGGUGCAGAUGAAUCUGCCACAGCAUGGAUCCUGCCAUUUACUGCUGGAGGCUUCAUUUACAUUGCAACUGUAUCUGUCAUCCCAGAGCUGCUUGAAAACACUCGGUUCUGGCAGUCUGUGUUUGAGGUAGUGGCCCUCCUGAGUGGUGUAGGUCUUAUGAUGGCUAUUGCAUACCUUGAAGAGAUGGGUCAUGACCAUUGAAAAUGUAUCAUCUUUAGCUCAUUACUAGUAGUGCAGAUAAUAUAACAUUCUGUAUGUAAUAUUGAUAGCUGUACAUUUAUGUUGAAUAUUUGUUGAAAGCUUCUUGCUGUAUUAUGUUCCGUUUUCAUUUGGAAGGAACUAUUCUGAAAAUAUACACUUGAGAAAUAUCUAUCUUUGUACGGUACAUGUUUUUUUCUGGGGGAAGGGGGGGGGGUAACCCCUUCAGGCUCCCUGUAGCUAUUAUAACACUGAUUCAAUGCCAUACUAUUAGGUGUCAUCAGUCAUGGAGUUCUUAUUGGCCUACUGGGGCCCCAUGAGCCAGAACCUGGACCUCCUCAGAGAGGCAUGGGGAGCGGUGGCACUAUGAACACCUUACUUUUUCUGCCACCAAUUUCUGGGGCUUACCCAGAAAUUGGUGUUAAAUUACAUUAAACACUUUUUAUUUUCUUUAUUAUGGCUUGUAGUUAAAAAAAAUAAACACCUUAAAUACGUGCACG
Procambarus clarkii (red swamp crayfish) is the source of this 2145-nucleotide messenger RNA. RefSeq names its product Catecholamines up (gene Catsup). Gene Ontology annotation, molecular function: zinc ion transmembrane transporter activity. Gene Ontology annotation, cellular component: membrane. Lineage: Eukaryota; Metazoa; Arthropoda; Malacostraca; Decapoda; Cambaridae. The record is from RefSeq and is a predicted model, not a curated record. Gene Ontology annotation, biological process: intracellular zinc ion homeostasis; zinc ion transmembrane transport.